UCGAUCUCAGGCUCAGACCACAGCACAGAGCGGAUAAGCUCGCACUCGUACUCCUCCUGCUCUGCUUUGUCCCCUCUCUCUCUAUUGAGCUCACACAAGGAGGGGAGGGAGCUCCAUCGAUCUGAAGCUGCUCUGCUGUUUCGGCCAUGGCUGCACGAGCACUGACCGCCGCCGGCCGCCGGGCGGCCAGCCAGAGCCUGACCAGGCCGACGCCUCUUCUUGCCUCCUCCAGGAGCGGGGCCAGCAUGAACUACUCCUUGGCCAACGCGCAGCGUGAGGAGGAGCGCGGGGACGUCCAUGGCCCGGCGGCGGCGAUGACGGGGGCGCAGGUGGAGGCCGCGCUGAAUCGCAAGAACAUCGAGGUGCUCCAGGGCGAGGAGGAGCACGUCGCCACGGCCACGGUGCUGCCAGAUAGCGACGAGACAGUCGGCGGCGCGCUGGACGGCGGCGAGGACGCAUCGUGGGUGCCCGACCAGGACACGGGCGUCUUCGUCCCCGCCGAUGCCGACGCUGACGCCCACUGCGGGGGCGCGCAUCCCGCCCCACCGCACCUGUACGGAGGCGUGGGCGGGCCGGCGUCGGUGCUGGACCAGGCGGUGUUCGUCCGGGAGGAGGAGAUGGAGGACGUGGAAAGGCCCGCCAUGGGCCUCACCGAUGCCAACGACGGCAGCAACAACAACUAGCAGCUGCAAGUAGCUCCAUGCCUCCAUCAAUCAGAGGCCUGUAGUAGUUUCAGUAAGCUAGCUAGUGUCACUGCCAGACACCAUGGUAUGAUUAGUAGCUAGAAUAAAGAGUGAAGUGUACUGUAGGUCCUUAAACUAUUUCAAGGGUAUCAUAUAGGU
Molecule: messenger RNA, 842 nt
Organism: Triticum dicoccoides
Lineage: Eukaryota; Viridiplantae; Streptophyta; Magnoliopsida; Poales; Poaceae
Exons: 2
Coding region: 147-683 (178 amino acids)
Source: RefSeq, a predicted model, not a curated record